Messenger RNA from Pterocles gutturalis (yellow-throated sandgrouse), 3688 nucleotides. Its product is annotated as protein furry homolog-like. The annotation marks the transcript as partial. Gene Ontology annotation, biological process: neuron projection development; cell morphogenesis. Lineage: Eukaryota; Metazoa; Chordata; Aves; Pterocliformes; Pteroclidae. Gene Ontology annotation, cellular component: site of polarized growth; cell cortex. The transcript has 20 exons. The record is from RefSeq and is a predicted model, not a curated record.
AACUUCAUACCAUGAUUCUCUAAUGGGAAACAAGUAUGCAGCUAAUAGGAAAAGCACUGGACAGAUAAAUCUAAGCACAAGUCCCAUUAAUAGUGGCAGUUGUUUGGGAUACUACAGCAAUACAAGGAGUAAUUCUUUGAGACUGAAUUUAAUCAGUGAGCGGAAAUGCGACCGUCGACGGAGCAACACACUAGAUAUAAUGGAUGGAAGGAUAAAUCAUGGUGGAGGUUUGGCCAGGACUAGAAGCCUUUCCUCCCUGAGAGAGGGAGGGAUGUAUGAUGUGCAGCCCACUACUGACCCUGUCAACUUGAUGGCCACCAUAUUCUGGAUUGCAGCUUCGUUGCUAGAGUCAGAUUAUGAGUAUGAAUACCUUUUGGCUCUCAAGCUACUCAACAAGCUUCUUGUUCACUUGCCUCUGGAUAAAUUGGAGAGUCGGGAAAAGAUAGAAAAGGUGCAAAAUAAACUGAAAUGGAAUAACUUUCCAGGCCUUCAGCAGCUUUUCUUGAAAGGCUUUACUUCAGCAUCUACGCAAGAAAUGACAGUUCAUCUCCUCAGUAAACUCAUCACAAUUUCCAAGCAUGCUUUGGUGGAUCCUUCUCAGUUAGCAGGAUUUCCCCUAAACAUCUUGUGCCUACUUCCUCAUCUGAUACAACAUUUUGAUAACCCAACUCAGUUUUGUAAAGAGACAGCUGACAGGAUAGCAAAGGUUUGUGCAGAGGAGAAAUCACCAACUCUUGCCAAUCUGGCUCACAUGAUGAGUUUAUAUAGUACACACAGUUACUCCAGAGACUGUUCUAACUGGAUUAACGUAGUGUGUAGAUAUUUGCAUGACUCUUUCUCAGAUGCCACACUUAACCUUGUAACUUAUCUUGCAGAGCUGUUAGAGAAAGGAUUAUCCAGUAUGCAACAGUCCUUACUGCAGAUCAUUUACAGUCUUCUGAGUCAUAUUGACCUAUCCACAGCACCAGUUAAACAGUUUAAUUUGGAAAUCAUAAAAGUUAUUGGUAAAUAUGUUCAGAGUCCAUAUUGGAAGGAAGCCCUUAAUAUUUUGAAGCUGGUGGUCUCUCGAUCAGCAAGCCUUGUUGUACCUAAUGAUAUUCCAAAGUCUUAUGGAGGUGACAUAGGUUCUCCUGAAAUCUCUUUCACGAAAAUUUUUAAUAAUGUCUCCAAGGAGCUACCUGGGAAGACAUUAGAUUUUCAUUUUGAUAUAUCCGAGACGCCUAUUAUUGGGAAUAAGUAUGGUGAUCAACACAGUGCAGCUGGUAGAAACGGGAAGCCAAAAGUCAUUGCUGUCACCCGGAGCACUUCUUCAACUUCAUCAGGCUCCAAUUCAAAUGCGUUAGUUCCCGUCAGCUGGAAGAGACCACAACUAUCUCAGAGAAGAACUAGGGAGAAGCUAAUGAAUGUGCUUUCUCUGUGUGGUCCAGAAUCUGGUCUUCCCAAGAAUCCUUCAGUUGUGUUUUCUUCUAAUGAAGACUUGGAAAUUGGAGAUCAACAAACUAGUCUUAUUUCAACAACAGAAGAAGUGAUUCAAGAGGAGGAAGUGGCUGUAGAAGACAAUACCAGUGAACAACAAUUUGGUGUUUUUAAAGACUUUGACUUUUUAGAUGUUGAACUGGAAGAUGCAGAGGAGCUGCAGGGUGAAAGCAUGGACAAUUUCAACUGGGGCGUUCGUAGGCGCUCUCUUGACAGUAUUGACAAAGGAGACACACCAUCUCUUCAAGAAUGUCAGUACUCUGGUAGCACACCCAGCUUGAACUUGACCAACCAGGAAGAUACUGAUGAGUCUUCAGAAGAAGAAGCAGCUCUCACUGCAAGUCAGAUACUGUCUCGUUCACAGAUGUUAAACAGUGAUUCUGCCAUAGACGAGACAAUAUCAGAUCAUGCUGGUUUAUCACUUCAGUCUCAAGAUUCCACUAGCAGUGUGGGAACUGAAGAGGUACUUCAAAUCAGAACUGAGACCCCAAGUUUGGAGGCUUCUCCUCUAGAUAACUCUAGCAACCAGCUGCCUGAGGAAGGCAGUUCAGCAGUAAGGGAUGAACAGGUUAGCACUGCUAGUGAAGACACUGGGUCGUAUCUACUACAAGAACAACAAGACUGUCUGGUCUGUCAUGAAUCUCUUGAGUUGGAAGAGACCCCAGAACUGACAGAGGCAGCAGCUCCUGAGAGCUAUUCUGAAUCUAUCUGUGAAGAGGAUGUCACUCUUGCUUUGAAAGAGCUAGACGAGAGAUGUGAAGAAGAAGAAGCUGACUUCUCUGCUUUGUCUAGCCAAGAUGAAGAAGAACAGGAUGGUUUCCCAGAAGUACAAACUUCCCCACCUCCUUCACCAUUUCUUUCUGCCAUAUUGGCAGCUUUCCAACCAGUGGCAUAUGAUGAUGAAGAGCAAGCCUGGCGCUGCCACGUCAAUCAAAUGCUGUCAGAUACAGAUGGAUCUUGUGCUGUCUAUACAUUUCACAUCUUCUCAAGAUUGUUUCAGACCAUUCAAAGAAAGUUUGUAUCUAUAACAAAUGAUUCAGUCAGCUUUCUUGGCGAAAGUCUACAGCGCAUUGGAAAAAAAUUUGAAAGUUCUCUGGAAGUUAUGAUGUUAUGUUCAGAAUGUCCGACAGUCUUUGUGGAUGCGGAAACGCUGAUGUCUUGUGGCUUACUAGAAACAUUGAAGUUCAGUGUUCUAGAGCUCCAAGAACACCUGGAUACCUAUAAUGUCAAAAGAGAGGCAGCAGAACAGUGGCUAGAAGACUGCAAAAGAACAUUUGGUCCUGAUGACAGUAUUCAUGGCACCAACACAGAUGCCCAGCAAAUGGAAAUUCUAGCAGAGCUGGAGUUGUGUCGGAGGCUAUACAAGUUGCAUUUCCAGUUGCUGCUUCUGUUCCAAGCCUAUUGCAAACUCAUCAGCCAAGUAAAAACAAUCAAAAAAGAAGCAGAGGUCAUAAACAUGUCUGAAGAACUUGCUCUUUUGGAGAGCUGUCUGAAAGAGGCUGAGGCUGCAUCUGACAGUGGUAUUGAAGAAAUCGAAAUUGCAGAGGCUUCCCAAGCGAGCACAGAAACGGCUAUUCACUCUCUCAUUGAAACCCUGAGAAACAAGGAGUUUGUGUCAGCUGUAGCACAGGUCAAGGCUUUCAGAUCUAUUUGGCCCCACGACAUCUUUGGCAGUUCUGAAGAUGACCCAGUUCAAACACUGCUGCACAUAUAUUUCCGUCAUCAGACGCUUGGUCAAACUGGUAGCUUCGCAGUAGUAGGCUCCAACCAAGAUAUGUCUGAGGCCAACUCAAAGCUGAUGGAACUUAAUCUAGAAAUUCGAGAGUCUCUACGCAUGGUGCAAUCUUAUCAGCUUCUAGGGAAAAUCAAACCAGGAACAAAUCUUGUGAGCACUGGAUUCUGAACAGCUGUCAUUUAGAAAAGAACUGAUGAUGAAGACGCUUCAGACUAUUAUUGAGCACCUUUCGUAAAAAAAAAAACAAACCACACCUCCAGCAAUCCUAACAACCACACAGUUUAAUCACAGCAAGAAACUUUUUCAUCAAAAGUAAAAAUAUGAAAAUUUAAGUGAACAUCUUUCUUGACUGCUCUUUCUACACAGUAGCUGUGCGGCAGUACUAUUUUUUUAUUAAAUAUAUGUAUUAAAACUACACAAGAGGAAAAGGGCUUAAAUGUAAUGCAUACAUAUGCAUUAUUUCCUGUUGUAACAGAA